AUGGCUCUGCCGGCGGCCGCCGCCGCUCCGCUCCUCGUCCGGCUGCUCAGCCUCUGCCUGGCCCCGCUCGCCGGUGCCGGCGCCGGGGCGGACGGGCGCUUCCAGCUGUGGCAGCCGGCGGCGGCGGCCGUGUCCGUGGGGCAGGCGCUCACGCUGCGCUGCGAGGUCUCCGCGGAUGCUCCGGCGGGACCCGUCAAGUGGCUGAAGCUCUCGGGCGGCGGCAAUCAGACCGUCUACGAUCAGAAAGGCCGCUUCCCCCGGGUCAGGCGGGCGGCGAACGGCUCCAACACGGACUUCACCAUCCGCAUCAGCGACGCCCGCCCCGAGGACGCCGGCACCUAUUACUGCGUGAAGCUCCAGGCGGGCUCCGGCGAGCAGGUUUACCAGCGGGGCCCCGGCACGACCGUGUCGGUGCACGAGAGCGCCCCGUUUGCCGGCGUGGCCGUGCCGGCCGCCGUGCUCGCCGUCCUCCUCCUCGUCGCCUUCGUCACCCUCUGCGUCUACCGGCGGACGAGGGGAGGUGGCAGCGCCAGCAGCCCCAGCCCCGGCGGGCCGGACCCGGAGGCCUCCGCUGCGCCCGAGCAGCGGCACGGCGCGGCCGACGCGGACCUUCACUACGCUGUCCUGCAGCCCCUGCCCGCGGCCCCGCGCCGGGCUCCCGGCCCCGGCGCCUCCGAGUACGCCAGCAUCCGCGGAGCGGCCCGGUAAAGCGGGGCACCGCCGCGGACCCGGCCGCCAGCCCCGUCCUGGGGGCGGAAGCGGGGCUCUUCCUGCGAGGCGUGGGAAAGAAGAAGCA
This is a messenger RNA of Rhea pennata, 796 nucleotides long. Its product is annotated as tyrosine-protein phosphatase non-receptor type substrate 1-like. Bases 1 to 708 code for a protein of 235 amino acids. The record is from RefSeq and is a predicted model, not a curated record. Gene Ontology annotation, cellular component: plasma membrane. The transcript is spliced from 6 exons. Lineage: Eukaryota; Metazoa; Chordata; Aves; Rheiformes; Rheidae.